AUUCAUUUAGCCAGUAGAACAAAAUGAUCCGUGGGGGAAAAGUUGCCAAGAGAAAGUCUACUACUGUGCUUCAGGAGGGAACGAAGAAGAAGUGUGUAGCUGGGGCUGCAUCGUCACGCCAAACAUCUCUACAGUCACACUUCAAACCCCUCCAACCCAAACAAGCCCCCACAACCAGUGCUAGUUCCAAAAGAAGGUAUGUUGAUAACAACGCUACAACCCCUUGGGAGGAAACUAACAAGAUCCGACCUGAGCUUCCAACACCGCCUUUCGGAGAGGAUUCACCGGCCUAUAGUAGUAGUCAGAUACCCUCCACUGUCGUUAUACCUCUUCCACCACUCAAUUUCGCGGCAAAUGACAAGAUCUGGGCUGGGUUAAAACACCAGGAGGAAAAGAGGCAAGCGUCUAAGUUAGGGAUACUCCAACAUCCCCACAUUAAACAAGGAGCUCGAGCUAUCCUACUAGAUUGGUUAAUUGAGGUAUCACAGUUAUAUUGCUUGAAGCGGGAAACGUUCUACCUAUCCAUGGACUACAUUGACAGGUUUAUAUCAAAAAGGCCUGACAUUAAAAAAGAUCAGCUCCAGUUAGUCGGCAUAACAGCGUUACACAUGGCUGCUAAGUUAGAGGAGAUCUACCCACCAGGCCUGGAAAAGUUGUCCUACAUCACUGACAACUCCUGUUCUAAAGAUGCGAUGUGGAAAAUGGAACUUGAAAUGAUGAAAGCACUGGACUGGAAACUUGCAGCGCUCACCGUUAACACGUGGUUAAACCUCUACUUACAAAUAGAAUACUACAGAGGUAUCAGUUGCACUACGUUCCAGUUUCUGAGAGCAGAAUACUCACAGUCCGACUUUGUGAAGAUAAUCCAACUCAUUGACCUGUGUUCCCUUGAUGUUAAGAGCGUCGAGUAUAGGCCGAGUAUGAUCGCGGCUAGUGCACUAUGGUUAGUGGUCCCCAGCAAACUGAAGGAGGUUACUGGUUACAGUUGGGAUGAUCUCAUAUCUUGUCGUCACUGGAUGCAGCCUUAUGCGCAGGUACUAAAGGACCAGCCAGCUCAGCAGUUGAAAGAUUUCGAAGAUGUUGACAAAAAGGAUCGACAUCACAUUCAGACCCAUUUUAACGCAAUACCCCUCUUACAUGAUGUGUACGAACUUCAGGAGUCGCAGCCCCUCACGCCGGAAUCAGACUCAGAUAACGAGAACGCGGAAGUGGCUCACUAUCUAACUCCAAACUCCUCCGAACACAACUCCCCCUCCUCAUCAAAACACAGGUGAUACAGAACCAUGUGUCGACCAAAUGACGUCAUCACCCAAAACGUGACGUCAUCUAAAUCCAACUUGUAAACUAGCUAAGACACGCAGAAAAUGAAGAAACAGCGUACAGCAAUGUUAGGAAACGUACUAAUUACAGCAACUAGUCGAGAAUAGCUAAUUAGCUAAUCAGCUAAUGGGACAACAGAAUUUCAAAUGUUUAGUAUCUUACAAUAUUAAGUGUUGUUUUUUUCUGGUAUUUGAUAUGACAUUUGAUGAAGUUUUUGGUCAACUAUUUGCUAACAUUUUAAGACAAGCCUUAUGUACCAUGGUUGUUAUAUAAGGUUAUUUAAUACGCUUUUAUAUGGUCUCAUCUAGGUGAAUUCUAAUAACCCGUCAGUAGUCACCAGUUUUGUAGUCCUAGUUUCUGAUCCCAUCACCAAUGUUCUAGCCCUAGUUUCUGAUCUUAUAACCAAUGUUCUAGCCCUAGUUUCUGAUCCCAUCACCAAUGUUCUAGCCCUAGUUUCUGAUCUUAUCACCAAUGUUCUAGCCCUAGUUUCUGAUCCCAUCACCAGUUUCAAGUCCUAGUUUCUGACCUUAUCCCCAAUAUUCUAGCCAUGGAGUUUAUGUUACCCUCCUUAACUUGCCAACUCCACUGAGCGUAACGUGCCCAUCUCCAAUACCCGCCUCUGAUUGGCUGGUUUGUGUAACGUGACUGAACAUAACGUGCCCAUCUCCCGUAAGCUCCAGUUUCACCCUUGUUUCACCACUCCCGCAUUCCUCUUCUCUCCCCAAUAUUACAGCAAUAUACUCUCCCUUUCUGUCUCGCUGGAUAUAGUGCGAAGACCGAACACGUGAUGCCCAUAUAAGGAGAUGUAGAUGGAUAGUGCCAAGAUUCCCCGGAAUUACCCUCUAGUUGCCGGUCACGUGGGCACUCCAGCUGCUGCAUUAUUGGUGGAAAUGUAUCACGUGACUGAGGAUGCUGGCUUCUGAUUGGCUGGUUUUUGUCACGUGAUAAUGUCAAUAUUGGCCGGUAUUUAAGGUGUGUUUUACCUAUAAUAAUAAGUGCUCGCUGGCAUUUACUUAUUUAAUUUCUUGCGACCAUCGUUUUUGUUACGAACUUUCGGCUGGACAUAUUCGUAAAAUAAGUCUUUGCCAUUUAAUCCCAACAUGUCAGACUGAAUAUUUUACCGUAAGAUUAAAUUCUUCAUUAUUUCCUGUCUGUCCUCCUGGUUCUUCCGACUUGCCGAAGAUUUCUCCCUCACUGUCUGCACUUCAUCUUUUUUCAUUAGAAUUUGACCGUAUCUAUACAAGCAACUAUUAAAAUUUGAAGACGGAAAUAUCAAUGACACGUUUACAACAUUAACGUCGAUAUUUAAGAUCACAAUUCGUUACCCGAUAUUUGCCCCUUUCAUAUCUUAGAUUCACGUGGGCUACAUGAUCACGUGUGCUUAAUAAUCACGUGGGCUACAUAAUCACGUGGGCCAAAUAAUCACGUGGGCUACAUAAUGAUAUUUUUAAUACUUUGUGUCAGAUUCAGAAUAUUCGUAAGAUCAAUGUUUGUUGUCUGGGUUAUCAGUUACUGUUUAUUAAUCAUAAUUGUGAUCAUAAUAAUGGUGUUCAUAAUGACCUCAUCAUUAUGAUUAGUUAUGAGUGAUGUUGAUUUUUAGAUAAUAUCUUUUUGUAGUGACAUUUUUAGGGUGAUUUUCCUAAGAUCUGUCUUGAUCACGCUCAUCCAUGACACUUAAUGAUAUGAAUUUGUAAAGCCGGAUUUUUAUUAAGAUUGUAUUUCUGAGAACGCCUAGAGGGUUGAAUCUUGUAAACCACGUGAUGCCCAUAUAAGGUUAAGUCAAAAUACCACGUGUGGCAUUGUUAAGACGGGAUAAGUUUUAACCACCUCUGAGGACUGUACGCUAUGUUUAGGACGUUAGGGCUACCUUUAGAUAGUCACGUCUUUAUUGCCUGCUGCCAAUUAGAUCGGUUUGUAAUAACAUACUUUAAAUAUUAUACCACGUGAUGCCCAUAUAAGGUAAUGUCACAGUUACUCCGAUAUACAAUUCGGGAAAUAGAAAUUGGGAGUUUUUAUGUCCAGAGUUUAUUGUGAUUUUUUUUCGGAAUUCUGAUGUUCGAUAUAAUAUUGAAAAUGUAUUCUAAAUUACGAAAUUUAGUACCCACUAUAUGAGAAACGUUUAUAAUGCUGCUUGGGAAAUUUUUCGCAUAGUUUAACUAAGAGAGUGUCGCAUUAUUAAUAUUAUUAAUGUAUAGCAAGGUGGGGAUUAAGUUAUUUACAGAUUCAUCUAAUAUCCCUAGUAUUUCCCCGGAUUCUACCAUAGGGUUCCAGCAUCUGUCACGUGCAGUUAGUCACGUGUGUUACUGAUCUGAAAACACAAAGGUGCGAUGUGUAAAAUGUAGCCUUAAAACCCGUGUUACGUCCUCCUUGAAAUUAUACAGAAACUUUGAUAUAUUAUUGUGUUACCCUUGUAGCUAUUCUGAUGUUUAGAGAGUUACAGGUAUUUGAAUUGUACGUAGUUACCAUGGUUACUGGUGUUGUUCUACUUUUUUGACGUUUAACUAAAUAAAGUUUACACACAUUA
Bolinopsis microptera is the source of this 3844-nucleotide messenger RNA. Its product is annotated as G1/S-specific cyclin-E1-like. Gene Ontology annotation, biological process: G1/S transition of mitotic cell cycle; regulation of cyclin-dependent protein serine/threonine kinase activity. NCBI's taxonomy places the organism in Eukaryota, Metazoa, Ctenophora, Tentaculata, Lobata, Bolinopsidae. The transcript has 14 exons. The coding region runs from base 24 to 1274 and encodes 416 amino acids. Gene Ontology annotation, cellular component: cyclin E1-CDK2 complex; nucleus; cytoplasm. The record is from RefSeq and is a predicted model, not a curated record. Gene Ontology annotation, molecular function: cyclin-dependent protein serine/threonine kinase regulator activity.